AUGUUUUCGAGGAAUAGUAAAGUUGCUUCUUUUAUCGAAAAAGAUUCUUUUAUGCUUAAUCAUUAUGAAAAGUCUCCAUUUGUUUCACUUAAUCAUGCAGUUGAAGUAUUGCUACCUUAUCAUAUUUAUGCUAAUCCUUUAGAAGAUUUAAAAUUCCUUGGUGCCUUAAAUGAAAUAGAUUUAAGACAAGAAAUAGAUAUCAUGGCAGACAAUUUUACUAAAACAGUCAUUGAUGUUCAACCUAAAAUAUCAUUUACAGCACAACUUAUUUUAUUACAUGAAAAAGUCUAUUUUUCUAACAAAUUAGAAUCUUCUAAGGUACCUUUAAUAAAGAAAAGAGAAUUAAGGAAAACCAGACCUAAGUAUAUCAAGAAAAGAGUUGCUAAAAAGGGAGUUUUUCUUAGAUUUAAGUAUUGUAAAAGUCUCUUUAUUUAUGGAACGAUAACUAAAACUAAAAUUCAUAUGAAGUCUUCUCAUUUUGAAUAA
Messenger RNA from Hepatospora eriocheir, 486 nucleotides. The record is from the annotation of a GenBank genome assembly. Lineage: Eukaryota; Fungi; Microsporidia; Hepatosporidae.